AUGGAAAAUAAACUCCUCCAACCACUUCUACCUCAUUUCAACCAUUCCUCUCAUGAAAUCAACCAACACACAAAUAACAACACAAACAACAACAUCAUUCGCAGAAUCCUCUUUUUUCUCUUUGUAGCAUUAAUAUCAAUAUGGGCAAACUAUGAAGCAUCAAAGACUUUUGACAUAUACAUAGUAAACGACACCAAAGACUCUCUUGCCGGACAUCGUUUCACUCUUUUCUACAUCUCAAACGACAAAGCCGCACGUAUAGUUCUCAACACAAGCUCCGUCGUAGAAAAAAUUCUUUACCCUAAUAGCAACCAUGAUAAUGUCAAGAAUAAAAAGAAUAUAAAGACUGUCACUCUUCGCCUAGUUCGUCGAAAUCUCAAUACAACCACCAGAAUCACCACCGCCGUCGGAGAGAAUAAUAAUAAAAACUAUGUGAUUGAGAUUAGUUCUAUGUUACUUGAAGAUGAGAGUUUCAACGAAAUGGUGAUAGUGGGUGAAAUUCAACGUGCCAUGGCUAGAAUUUGGCUAUGGGAUGGAAGAUCUAGGGCUCCACCUAGGCUUCUCAAUGGUAUGGCGGAGUAUGUCGCGGAGUUAGCCGGAUUCCGUCGUGAGUGGCUUUUCCGUGGAGAUGGAGAGUUGCCGGAAUGUGAAGUUGGUCGUGGUUUAUGGUGGGAGGAUAAGGAUCCUACGCAUGUUGCACGUUUGUUGAAUUAUUGUGAAAACUAUGAGAAGGGGUUUAUCCAACGGUUGAACGAAGCUUUGAUAGACACGUGGCACGAUCGUGUGGUGGACGAUUUGUUGGGAUUGAAUGACAACAAGCUAUGUGGAUUGUAUAAUGCUUCUUAUCUAUAG
This is a messenger RNA of Lathyrus sativus (Indian pea), 852 nucleotides long. NCBI's taxonomy places the organism in Eukaryota, Viridiplantae, Streptophyta, Magnoliopsida, Fabales, Fabaceae. The record is from the annotation of a GenBank genome assembly.